AAGAAAAAAUGCUACUCAGGAAUUUGUUAAAAGAAUUGAUAAGGAAUUAGUUCAAAUUAAUAGGGUCUUAGCUAUAAAGCAUGACCGAAUUGAGACUGAAGAAGACAAGAAAAAAUUUACUAAAACAAAUAUCUGCUGGAUAUGUAAAGAUAAAUUUGAUACAGAUAAUAAAUAUAAGAUUGAACCAUGGAAAACUCCUAUCCCAGUUGUCUUUCAUAAUUUUCAGGGCUAUGACUCUCAUUUAGUCUAUGAAUCUGUUGGGAAAUCUCUUAUGAAAAAUUUGGGCAACAAUUAUCCUAUUACAAGCCAGCACUUUAAAGACUAUUCUUUAGAUCAAAUUUCAUUAGCAAGUCAUAAAGGAGUUUAUCCUUAUGAUUAUAUAGAUUCUCAAGAAAGAUUUAAGAAAACAAAGCUUCCUCCUAUCCAUGAGUUUCAUAGUACUCUUAAAGGCAAGAUUUCACAAGAUGACUAUCAUUAUGCCCAAAAACCUGGCAGAUAUUUGGAUCCAAUUUCAAAUGACAUGUAUGCAAUGACAGGUAUUAAAAUUGAGCUCUUUACAGAUAUGUCUAUGCAUGAUUUUAUAGAAGAGGCUAAGCAUGGAGGUAUAGCUAUAGCCUGUAAGCGCUAUUUCAAGGCUAAUAAUCCAAAAAUAGGCAAGACAUUUGAUCCAUCUAAACCCACAACAUGGAUUUUAUAUGAGGUAAGUCAUAAAUAUCUUGAGGAUAAUCCAAAUAAGCAAAAGAAAUAUCUUGAAAAGAUUCUUAAUACUAAAGCAGAUGCUAAAAGAGGAUAUUUUCUAAAGAUUAAUACACAUUUUCCUCUAAAAACUCAUGACUAUUUGAGUGAUUUACCCCCAGCUGUAGAAAAUAUAGUUGUAAGUAAAGAUAUGUUGUGUCCUUAUACUACAGAGCUUGUAGAUAACUUAGAUAGUGGACAGCUUCAAUACUAUGUAAAAUUAGCUUUUAAUACAGAAAAGAGACAAGGUGCUAAGAAUGCUUUUGAGAAAGAUUUCUUUAAGCUCAUGAAUAACUCAGUAUAUGGCAAAACUAUGAAAAAUGUUCACAAAUACCAAGACAUCAAGCUCAUGGCUAUGAAUAAUGAGCAAAAUGAAAAGAAAUUUAUUAAGCAAAUCUGUAAACUCUCUUUUAAAUAUGCUAGACAGCUUGGAAAUACACUUGUUAGGGCACAUAUAGGAAAAGCUAGUGUAACUCUCAACAAGCCUAUUAUUGUUGGAGCAUCAGUUCUUGAAAGAUAUGGUGAUAAAGCAAUACUUGGAUAUAUGGAUACAGACUCAUUUAUAUUUAUAGUUGUAACUGAAGAUAUCUAUAAAGAUAUGGCUGAACGACCUGAGCUUUUCGACCUUAAUGAUUCUAAGACUAUUGGGCUUUUUAAAGAUGAGACUCCAGGUAAUGUGAUUACAGAAUCUUAUCAUAUUCGGGCUAAAUCAUAUUACUAUGUCUUAGCAGAUAAGUCUACAAAGUCUAAGCAUAAGGGGGUUAGUAAAAAAGGCAUAAAUGAAAUGGCCACGAAUUUAUACAUGCCAGCUUUAGAAGGGUCCUUGCUAGAUGAUCCAAUAGAUAGAUCAUUAUUAUUAGAGCAAGAAGCUAUGCGAACUGAGGCAGAUCCUAUAACUCUAGUAUAUCGAGACUGUCUUUUUGGUAAUGAAGUAUUCCAUGCUAAGAAUAUAUUAUCUAAUAAAAUAACUAGUUUGCCAUAUUGGCAUUGGUGUAUACAAGCAUAUAAAAAUUUUGUAUCAAAUAGAAUAUCUCCAAAGUUGGCUAAACAAAGAGCUUUAAGCAUUAAGCUCUCAAAGAGGUAUCAAAAUGAAUGUUCAUUAAUAAAAGCUGGAUGGAUUCGGCUUACAACUCGAAAAAAAAAUCCAUUAUCAGAAAGUGAAGCAAGUAGUAUUAGCCCUAUUAUCGAGGCAUUUUUAAAACAUGAAGUUGAUAGAUACCAAAGAAAUAAAAAACCUCGAUAUAAUCCUACAAUAGAAGUAGAGAUAGAGCCUUAUUGUACAGCUUCUUUAGCACUCUGUGCCAAUAUUGCUCCUCUAUAUACUGAAGAAGAGGUUAAUGCUAGAAUCAAAGAAGCUACAGAUAAUUUACGUCAAGAAUUUAUUAAAUCUACUGAGGAAACCUUAAAAAAUAUUAAGCAACAGAAAGAUAUAGAAUGCAACCAAAUUAAGAUUGAUAUGAGAAAUAAUGCUAGAAAUUUAUUUGAGUUUACAUUGAAAAAAUAUAUUCGAGAUAGUACUAUAUAUAGUCUUAUUCAUGAAUUAGAAGAGAAAGAUGGUAGGUUAUAUCCUGAUAUAUCUAGAUUCAAAGGGUUAUAA
Messenger RNA from Cetraspora pellucida, 2332 nucleotides. Lineage: Eukaryota; Fungi; Glomeromycota; Glomeromycetes; Diversisporales; Gigasporaceae. The record is from the annotation of a GenBank genome assembly.